GCAAUAAGUUAUAAUGAGAAAAAUAUAUUUGUCUUACUCUAACCUGUUGCACCAGUGCAGACUGCAGCGAAAAAGAACAAGCCAUUGGUCUCGAGUCGGGGGUUUGUGCGAGUCUCGCUCUCUCGCCUCGAAAGAUCGAGACGUUUCUCGACACGUCGCUGGUAUAAGUAUAUACCGGUGCACCGAAUAAGCUCAAUACGCUACUAGCAAACAGAGUUGACGAAACAUCCAGAAGUAUUCACUAUUCAGACAUCGGUCGAUCAGUAGAGAGCUGCGAAACUUGAGCUGAUAAACUUAUUGUAACGAUUAUUCCAUACGUAACAUCAACUACGAUCGAAUCGUAUUUUAUUCGGAACGUGGCAAAUCACUGUCAACGAAAGAAAUCCUGCGAAAUGGCCCUGUCACCAUUCGUAUUCUACGACUGGGAGAAUAUGCUGUGUCAUCCUAUCUUGAAUCCGACCCUCGGCCUGGAACUUCGACAACCGAAACGAAUGUCAUUGCCGGCUGAAACCAUCGGUAGCUGUCUGAGGCCGCAACGGAAUUACGACCUGGAUCAGCUCAGGAACAUGUUGGAUCUGGCGACUCGACAUUGCCAAAGGUCGAGUGCACUUUCCAUCAACGAAAACGACUUCCAGGUGAUGCUAGACGUACAGCAGUUUGAACCGGAGGAGAUCGAAGUGAAGGUAGUGGACAAUUACCUCAUCAUCACGGCGAAACAUGGAGACAAACGAGACGAUCACGGCUGGGUAUCCCGACAAUUCGUCCGCCGGUAUCAGCUGCCGGAAGACAUCAGUGUCGAACAUUUGUCAUCCAAAUUGUCCUCCGAUGGUCUUCUGACAAUCGUUGCGCCCAAAAUACAGUCGUUAAAGGAUGAAACAAACAGAGCGCUUCCCAUUGAGUUCACUGGAAAGCCCUUCAUGAAAGAGAAGCAGAAAAAAUCGAAGAUGCUCCAGCAAAGUGAGGAGGAAAAAAAGCUGGAGAAAUAGAUUCUUCCAAGUAUUAAUUAUGCAUAUUAUAAAUAAUUGUAUUCCGAUUGAUAAGUACACAUGACAGAUAUUUUAGAUAUGAUAGGUUUAUUAGACAUAUAGACUUAAUGAAUUUAUUUUAUAUAUUUAUCUGUAAUAUAAUCGUUAUAAAAUUGUUUUUUACAAGCAUAUUCCUAAAUAUCUUUGUAAUGUUAUGCAUUUAUUUAAAAAUGUCUAUAUUUAAUAAUUCUAACAGAUUGUUAAAGUGAUAAUAUUUACUCACUUAAAUCAACUAAUUAUUACCGUGCAUGAAUUAAAAAACAGAAUUUCUAACUUCGUAAAUUAGAACUCUAUUUUUUAUUUUAUUUAUUAUAAAAUUGUAUCCUGAAUUUUCAUAAUAAGAUAUAGAAUAAACAAGAACUAGGAUUUAUAUAUAUUUAAAUAAAGUUACUAAUUAGAUGAAAAGAGCUAUGCAAUUUUUAUUUUUAUUUGAAAUGUAGAAAAUAUAUUAUUGUAAAAUUGAUGUACUAAGAUUGUGUGAUUAUUCAUUAAAUAUGAGAUUAUUUUUUUUAA
This is a messenger RNA of Monomorium pharaonis (pharaoh ant), 1538 nucleotides long. RefSeq names its product alpha-crystallin A chain. Gene Ontology annotation, biological process: response to heat; protein refolding. The transcript has a single exon. Gene Ontology annotation, molecular function: protein folding chaperone. Bases 393 to 986 code for a protein of 197 amino acids. The record is from RefSeq and is a predicted model, not a curated record. Lineage: Eukaryota; Metazoa; Arthropoda; Insecta; Hymenoptera; Formicidae.